Hyaloscypha bicolor E is the source of this 768-nucleotide messenger RNA. RefSeq lists its product as uncharacterized. Lineage: Eukaryota; Fungi; Ascomycota; Leotiomycetes; Helotiales; Hyaloscyphaceae. The coding region runs from base 1 to 768 and encodes 255 amino acids. The record is from RefSeq and is a predicted model, not a curated record. The transcript has 2 exons.
AUGGCGUCCAAGACAGCAACCCUCAUCCUCCUUCUGCACACCACAGUCUCCCUCCUAACAUCCUUCAUGAUCCAAUCUUUCUCCAACGCGCAACCAAUCUCCAUCCCCUGGGAACAAUCCAUCCUCUUCUACCUACAACUCCAUUUAUGCGCCACCGUCGUCACAUUCCUUUUCACUUCCCUCCUCAAAUACUGCUUCGCCCGCAAAGACCGCCGAAUGUCGUUCAAACGUCACGUGUUCACAGCCCUCAUUCUCGCCCCCCUAUUAUCCCAAAUAAUAGGGCGUUGGAAAGGCUGGCUAGUGAACGAAGACGACGACCCGAUUGUUUGGACUGCUGCUUGUUAUGACCAGCUUGAUACUCAGGAUCCGAGUGUUAUUUUGAAAAGUGCGUUUUGUGGGCUGAGGUAUGGGGUCAGUAGGAGUAAGGCUGAGUGGUGGAUUGGCAGGAGAAGAGAGAGGGUCGGGUAUGUAGAGAUGCUGGCGAAGGUUUGCCAGGAGGGUCUGAGGGAUAUGGGGUAUAGUAGGGGUUUGGAUGGGGGUGUUUGCUGGAUUGGAGGGCAGGAUGAGUGGAGUGAAGGGGAGGCGAGUGAGAGGGAGUGGUAUAGGAGGGGGUUUGAGGAGUGUCAUGGGAGGUUUGGGGUUGAUGCUAGGUUGGAAUGGAGGGGUGAACAACCUCUCAUCAAAUACAGGAUGCCAGCAAUCGAAGGCUCAAAGUUCAACGGCGAAUACAUGGAGAUGGCUCUUGAUCCGUCACAAUUUACAAUUUAA